AAAAUCAGUUAACACGUAAAAAAAAAAUAACAUUGAGAUGGGGCUGAUUGCAGCCAAAAAGAAAUAAAUAAAAUACUGCAAAUUUUCUGGCAGGGCGGUUACAUUCGCUAAAACAUAGAACAAUGGUUUUCCUCCACCUAAUUGCCUAACUCUGCAAGUUUCGCGUUUUGUUCGAAGCCCAGAAGCGAAUCGAGAGCAGUGCCACUCAAAAUUAUGCAAAAUCCGGACUCUUUAUCGUAUCUAACACAGCGUCAAGCUUUGGAGAUCGACGAGACCCUUAUGGCGGUUCUAUUAAUUGAAUUGGUUGGUUUGAGUGUGGCUGCUGCCAUAGCGGAGGACUCAUAUUGCAAUGUGAAUUUGAUGAUUCGAGAAAGACUUGGCAAAGCCGCUUGCCAGAGGCAAUUUAUCAUGCAUCGAGGAAAGCAUUUUGGAGCCAAUUACGAGCUUGGGGAAGAAAUGGGACGAGGGCAUUUUAGGUAUACUCGCUCAGCGAAAGCAAAGAAAGGGAGUAUGAAGGGCCAAGAUGUGGCUGUCAAGGUUAUUCCAAAAUCAAAGAGACAGCAGUUCUCGGAAGGAACGUUCUAUACGAACUAUACUAAAGAAUUAGAGGAAAAAUACUGUGAUGGAUUGAGGUACUCCCCUGAGAAAACCAAUGGAGAGCGAGUACGGAAAGUUGAACGAAUAUUAGCUCCUGACUAUUAUUUUCUGCUUCAUUGUUGUGAAGUUCGCCGCUAGCAGUAUAGAAAGCAAUUUAUAUCUCUACAUUAUAAUGUGCAAUACUUUCCUCGUUGCGUUUGAAUGGUGUAUGACGAAAUGAUAGUUGAUUGCUUUGUAACUAUACAAUGGUGUUGGAGGCAUUUUAAUAUUGCUUUGUAUGACCUACGAAGAAUGAAUGCAUAUAUUUGGAGUUCCUAAACACCAAAAUAAGAGUUAAUAAUGGGGGUACUAGGUAUCUCGUUAUUCAUAUAUUACUUUCUUUGAUAUAUGUCCUUUUUAAGUUGUUGAACUAAAAGUAUUCAACUUUGUAUAUAUCAUCUGAUGAGGUAUUAGAUUACUAUUAAUAACAACA
This is a messenger RNA of Humulus lupulus (European hop), 1069 nucleotides long. RefSeq lists its product as uncharacterized. The record is from RefSeq and is a predicted model, not a curated record. Lineage: Eukaryota; Viridiplantae; Streptophyta; Magnoliopsida; Rosales; Cannabaceae. The transcript has 7 exons. Bases 214 to 735 code for a protein of 173 amino acids.